GAGAUAUCCUCAGGUGAGGAUUAAACAAACAAAAAUAUGUUUUAAAUAAAUAGAGCUAGGCUUGGGAAUUCCUGGGGGAAGUGGAGGCAGAGGUCAGGGAGAGCAGGGGUAGCGAGGGCCGAGGCUGGGCGUCUCAUGACCUAGGUCACCGGGGUGUGGCGUGUGAACUUGGGGAGGGGGGAGAAGAGACCCUGCAAGGCAGCGAGCAGUCAGGGGUUGGGAAGACAGUGAAAGGGACUGGGACGGGAGGCACUGCCAUCCACCACCAAGCCGCCCACCUGUGGGAGAGAGUGCCUGGCCCGGCCGCACUCCCCAACAGAGCAGCCACGAGACUCCCCCUGAGGCCGGCCGGCCGGUGGCAGAGGGCGGUGGUAGGGGUGGUGGCAGAGGGUGGUGGGGCUUUCAGAACCCUGGCCCCCAUCACAAUGGGCAGAGGUUCCGGGGACAAUUUGAACUAUUGUGCUGCUGAGCAGGCCGGCUCAGGGGGGCGGAGGCGGGGCUGGCGGGCGAGAUGAAGAUGUGGAGCGAGGGGGACGUGGACGAGCAGAUCCAGGAGCUGAAGACCAUCACGCAGCUCCAGGAGCAAUGCCGGGCGCUGCAGAUCCAGGCCAUGAAGGAGAAGACGGUCAAGAACAAGGCCACGGUGGCGCUCCUGCGCAGCAACAUCCGCCGGGGGACCCAAGAGUGGGCGCUGGCCAACAAUUACGACAAGCAGUCCAUCUCCAGGGCCUGCGGGAACGACGUGCCCAUGAGGCUGGCGCACUGCCGCAGCUCCAUGGAGGUGGCGCGGGAGAAGCUGCGCAAGUACGUCUUCGACCGCGUGAACGUGCACAACGUCCUGAUCCACCUGGUGCGGCGGCGCGGGCAGCAGCUGGAGGGCCUGCAGCUGCAGCUGGAGGGCCUGCAGCACCAGCCGCUGGCCUCCAAGGAGGAGCUGCGCCUGCUGCAGGUCAUCCGCCAGCUGGAGAACAACAUCGAAAAGACCACCAUCAAGAUCACCACGAGCCAGAACAUCCAGCUGCUGUACCAGGACCUGCUGGAUUACCUGAAGAAAGAGCUGUCAGGAUACCCCACCGAGCUGGACAAGCUGCAGAACCUCGUGGUCGACUACUGCUCGGAGCUGUCGGACAUGACGGUCAUGUCCCAGGACGCCAUGAUGAUUACGGAUGAGGUCAAGAUGAACUUGAGGCAGAAGGAGGCGACCUUCAUCGAGGAGCGCCGGGCCCGGGAGAACAGGCUGAACCAGCAGAAGAAGCUGAUCGACAAGAUCCACACCAAGGAGACCAGCGAGAAGUACCGCCGGGGCCGGAGGGACUUGGACUUCCCCACCAGGUUGGUGGGCUCGGAGAGCAAAGUGAGGAAAAGAGAGACCUCUCAGUCCGACAUGGAAUACCAGACGAAUCUGACCGCGUUGGUGGAGAAAAUCAAGUCUGCUGUGCGGUGCUCCCACCUCUGGGACAUCACAGGCCAGUUCCUGGCUCAGAGGAACACGGAGGACAACCUGCAGCUGCAGAUGAAGGAGUGUGAGGAGAGGCGCAGUCAGCUGCGGGCCUUGAUGAGGAAGCUGGAGAUGGAGGAGGCGCUGCUCAAGUUCCACCAGUCCACCAGCUCCGGCAGCUUUGAGUCCGCCCAGAACAAAAUGAAGGACCUGCUGAAGGAGGAGGAGUUCAGGCUGCAGCUGGCCCACAGCAACAUGACCAAGAGCCAGAAGCUGCUGCUCACCCUCCAGAUGGGCAUCGACAACCUGUAUCUCCGGCUGGUGGGCAUCGCCCUGCCGCCCGCCCAGAAGAUGGCCACGCCUGACACCCUGGAUGGCCUGGACUUGCACAGCAAGCUGGCGUACUGCGAGAAUACGCUCCUGUACCUGGUGGACAAGCUGCAGAUCCUGUCCGCCACGGAGGAGGUAACGCUGGGCGGGGACACCGGCCUACGCGAGCCGUGUCCCCUCGGAGCUGACCGUCCCCUGUGCCCUGCAGAGCAACAUAAAGGUGAGGGACAUGCUGGAAUCCUCGACUCUGAAGGAGAAGCAGAACACCAGGAUCACCUUCGAGGAGCUGGAGGAGGACAUGAUAGAAUCCUUCCACUUCGCCGACGUGGACCACAGCUACGUCCCUUCGCGCGCCGAGAUCAAGAAGCAGUCCCAGCGCGUGAUCGAGGAGAAGUUCAAGACGGCCAAGAAGAAGAAGAAGUGACCGGAGGGGCCCGCGCCCGCGGCCGGCGCUGUUACACUAAUAAACAUUUUCCAGAACUGCUGGGGGCUCCCGGGGGGGACCCGAGGCUCAGAACGCGAACCUGGGCAGGCGCCUCGCGUUGGGAAGAUACGGGGGCGGGGUGUCCGCGGUGGGGGCGGGCCCCGGAGCCCCGGGUGAGGGUGAGGGCGAGGAAGGGAUCCGAGCGCGGAUGCGGCCAGAGCGGGACUGAACGGAAACCCCCAGCACCGCCAGCGCCCGCGCACCGCCGCGCCCGCGCACCGCCGCGCCCGCGCACCGCCGCGCCCGCGCACCGCCGCGCCCGCGCACCGCCGCGCCCGCGCACCGCCGCGCCCGCGCACCGUCGCGUUCCAUGGCCCUCGCGGCGCCCCGUAGCCGCGCGUGCGCCGCUUCGUGCGCAUGCGCCCCGCCGCACCCCCGGGGCCCUCGCGGCGACCCGUAGCCGCGGGCCCCUCAGAGCCGGUGGCGAGAUGGCGGUGCGGACGGGAGGCGGGCGGCCGCGCCCGGGGCCGAGGGGCCCGGAGCAGCGUCGCCGCGGCUGA
Molecule: messenger RNA, 2752 nt
Organism: Pipistrellus kuhlii (Kuhl's pipistrelle)
Lineage: Eukaryota; Metazoa; Chordata; Mammalia; Chiroptera; Vespertilionidae
Gene: CCDC183
Product: coiled-coil domain containing 183
Exons: 13
Coding region: 512-2752 (746 amino acids)
Source: RefSeq, a predicted model, not a curated record